UCCUACUACUUUCUCUCACCUUUCUCUCUCUCUCUCUCUCUCUCUCUCUCUCUCUCUCUCUCUCUCUUCUUAUUCCUCCAUCCUUCAUCUCUCUCUCUUCCACCCCCUCGAAUUUUCUAGAGAGAGACAGAAAGUCACCUAAUUUUCAAGUUUGAAUUCCCUCAACCGUUUUCCAUCACCAUUAUCCUGUUUCAAAAGGUGGGUUGAUUGAUCUGAUUCAAAUUGUAAAGGAUUAUUGUUCACUUUUGGGUUUGUUCAAUGGAGUCUCAAAAUGGGGUUGAUAUAGAGGAGUAUAAGAAUGGUAGUGUCAAUGAGAAUGGUGUUGAAGAGAAAUCAAUUGUGGAAGAAGUGGAUGUGAAUCAAAAUGUUGCAAAUGAUGGAAUGGUUUCGGAUUCGAAAGUUGUUCCGAAGAUUGUGGUAAAGUCUGGUGCUUUUAAAGCCUCUAAGACCAAAUCUGGUGGUCCAAAGGGAUCCAAAACUGGGACUGAGAUCUCAAAACUAUCAAAGGAAUCUGCUACUACCAAGAAGGUGAUGGAGCAAGCUAAUGGGAAAAGUGGAGUGUCAUCCCUUCGAAACCAGAAGGCGGGCUUAAGCCAAAGUCUCUCUUUUCCAUCCAAAGGUGCUCAUGGCAAUCUGCUGAAGAAAAGCCUUGAUGUCACCCCUGUGAAAUCCGUUUCCAAGCAAUCACUAGCUAAUGGUAAAAAGUCCAAUCCGUCUUCGUCUGAGGCAUCACCAACUUCAGACACUGUAAUGGAUCAUUCUGAUGGCCGAUUGUCGAGUGAAGUUACUUCAAAGGAAACAAAUGCUAAGAAGAGUGGGGCAUCUGCUAAGCAAACCUCAAGUGGAUCAUCAUCUGCAAGCCUUAAGAGUUCUGUGUCUGCAAAAUCUGGUUCAAAGAAUGCAAGUACUAAUGGCCAUGUCUCCGAUUCUUCUCUAGUUGUUGAUCAAUGUCCAAAACCUGUCAAAGAAGUGUUGCCUGAGAACAGCGACGAAAGCAAAGAUUCUGACCAAAAUCAAAGUGAUUCUGCAUCAAAGAAAAGUUCUAUUGCUGGAUUUUCAUUUAGGUUGGAUGAACGUGCUGAAAAACGAAAAGAGUUCAAUAUGAAAAUUGAAGAGAAGAUCCAUGCCAAAGAGGCCGAGAAAAAUAACUUGCAGGAGAAGUCUAAGGAGAGCCAGGAGGCAGAAAUUAAGCAGCUGAGAAAGAGUUUGAAUUUCAAAGCUAUGCCAAUGCCGAAUUUCUAUAAAGAACCUCCUCCAAGAGUUGAAAUUAAGAAGAUACCCACAACUCGGCCAAAAUCGCCAAAGCUUGGCAGAAACAAGAGCUCAGUUGAAGGAGCAAACACUGGUUUGGAAGGAGGUGCUACUUGUGUUAGCCCCCGUGUGAGCAACAUGGUGAAGAGAGUUCAUACAAAUGGUGAGAGAAGUGCUGAUUCUACUAAAAGAUCUGCUAAGAAAUCCCACUCAAAGCUUCAACCUCGAGAAUCUGUUAGUACAAGAAGCGAAGAGAAGAAGGUUACAUUGAAACCAAAGAAAAAGGAAGUGGAAGCUAGAAAUGCUAAAGCAAGUGCAGAGGUGAAGGAAGAUAUCCUAAGUUCACCUCAAAUUUCUUUUGAGGUUCCUGAGGAAGCAAACGAAGUCUUCACUGUGGAAAGUUUUCAGGAUAGUGGAGUGAUAGCAAAUGUUGCAAUUUCUGAGGGCAUAUCCAGUGAAAUCAUGGUUGGGGGUUGAGGAAAGAAAAUGUGUCUUUGAAUGCUGAAACUUCCUGUUGAUGCUGUUGUAAAAAAAGGGCAUUUGUAUAUUGAGAGGUGUAUAUCGUUUAUUAUUUGUUAUGUUUAAAGAGGGAAAUGAUGAGAAAUUUGUAUUGGCACCUUAAAGGUCAAUAUAUUGUUGUCUUGCUUUUUCUUUUA
Molecule: messenger RNA, 1907 nt
Organism: Beta vulgaris subsp. vulgaris (sugar beet)
Lineage: Eukaryota; Viridiplantae; Streptophyta; Magnoliopsida; Caryophyllales; Amaranthaceae
Product: protein WVD2-like 4
Exons: 9
Coding region: 259-1728 (489 amino acids)
Biological process (GO): microtubule cytoskeleton organization
Molecular function (GO): microtubule binding
Source: RefSeq, a predicted model, not a curated record